CAACAGGUUGGUAAGGGAAGAAUACUGAGAGAAGGUGAAAGGAUUGCCAUUCUAGGAUAUGGUUCCAUAGUACAACAAUGUUUGGGAGCUGCAGACAUCCUAAAUACACAUAAUGUAAGAGUAACAGUAGCCGAUGCUCGGUUCUGCAAACCAUUGGAUGCUGAUCUUAUUAAGAGAUUAGCCAAAGAACAUGAAAUCUUGAUCACUGUUGAAGAAGGAUCAAUUGGAGGAUUUGGCUCACAUGUUUCUCACUUCCUAAGCGUAAACAGUAUUUUGGAUGGACCCCUUAAGUUGAGGUCAAUGGUACUUCCAGAUAGAUACAUAGAUCAUGGAUCACCACUUGAUCAGAUUGAAGCAGCUGGUUUGUCAUCUAGGCAUAUAUCUGCUACAGUAUUAACACUAUUGGGAAGACCAAAGGAAGCUCUUCUAGUAAAUUAGAUUUGCUAAGUGAAACUCUAUUGAAUUUAAGGGAAGGAUUAAGAUUAUAGAUCCAGGAAAAUGUUUCAUUGUUUUAGCAAUGAAUUAAUAAGAUGUAUACAUAGGCGGACCCAGGAUUUGAGCACGGCGGAGGCACCAUUGUAUGCUAAUUGAAAACUCAAUGAUUAUGAUGACUUAUCAUCCAAGUACAAAUAAAAAGAAGUUCUAAAGAA
Molecule: messenger RNA, 650 nt
Organism: Nicotiana tabacum (common tobacco)
Lineage: Eukaryota; Viridiplantae; Streptophyta; Magnoliopsida; Solanales; Solanaceae
Source: RefSeq, a predicted model, not a curated record